UUGAGAUGGAGCUGAAGUCCGAAAACACUCACAAAGCCAAACACUGCUAUGUGAAUAGCCACACAAACACACGGGGGGUAAGAAGGCUUAGUCCCUCCAGAUAAUGAUAACUCAUGAAGGCUCGCCUGGUUUCUUGCUCGUAGCACUUAGAUGAUCCGAGUCUGUGGAGGGUGAACACUGAUGUUUGAGACCAUGUCAGCUGUGAUCAAUCAGCCUCUUCCCUUUGGACGACUUGAGCGAGAGAAGCACAUUCACAUGGUCUUCAGGGCUUUUCACAACCGCUGUGGACCCUCUUGUGAGUGCCAGACUCAAAGCACUCCACCCAAAUCCCACCAAAUGCCUCCUGACCUGGAAUCUGAAGAGCAGCUUUUGGGCCAGACUGCUGAGAAUGGCUUGAUUCAGCCACCGGUGAAGAAGACUGGUAGUGCAGUGAGAUCAUGCUUUAUGUCUGUGCUGGAAACUGCUAGUGAGAUUCAUAUCACUGCCAAGCCAGAGCUGCAAGGUCCUCAGUGUGUUUCUAGGAGGAUCUAUAACAUCACUACAGAAGGCAACAGGUCACAGUCAUUUGUGGCUGUGGAAGAGAGCUCCUGUGUGUGUCUGCAGUGCUGUGGUCCAGCUCGGGCCUACACCCUGAAAGGCUUUGACAGUGAGGGCAGUCAGGUCUUUUAUUUUGAAAGGCCCCUAAGGGUGGACGCCUGUUGCCUCGGCUGCUGCCUGAUGGAGAUGAGAGCGUACACACCUCAAAACCAUCUCAUUGGCACCGUACAUCAGCGGUGGAGCAUGUUUACGCCCCUCCUGGAGGUCUGCGCUUCAGGAGGGGCGUCUACCAUCAGAAUCCAGGGCUCCUGCUGUCCAUGCCGUUGCUUCUCCAACCAACAAUUCCAGAUUGUCUCCAACAUUGGUGAGGAAAUAGGCACGAUAUGGAAGAAAUGGCCUGGCUUCAACGAAGAACACAACAUGGACCAUGAAUACUUUGGGCUGGAGGUUCCACUCAGUAUGGAGUCACACACCAAACUCCUUCUCCUGGCAGCCACUUUCCUGUUGGUAAGCACGUGUGUCCAUCAGUGGGAAGAUGUUCUGUCAUACACAAUAUAAUUAUACCUUUCCCAAAGUUUCUACCUCAGACUUUGAAGACUUAGUUGCAAGUAUGUGUUAUGAAUAAAUUAGCUUACUAAUGAAUAAACAUUCAGCAACAGUUUUAUCUGUUCAUUCAUACUUACUUCAAACAGCAGCUAACAAUUUUAAUUUCAUUCUAUAAUUUUAGUGAAUAACUUAUAUAUUUGUAAUUUUAGGUAAUGAUUUCAACUGUUAAUCAUAUUAAUAUAAAAGUACAUUUAGCUAACAGUAUCAUUAGUCCAUCUGUACUGGUGGUUGCUUUGAAGACCAGGUCUGCAACCACUUGCAGUCAGCUGCUGUCUUCAAAAUGACUUUUGUGCAUUAAUACAUCAAUAAAACCACAAUAAGACAGAAUCUGCAUACUCUGUGACUGAAUGGAGGUCAAAUUGGCAAUAAGAUGCAAUAUGUCUAGAAGACAAGUUCCUUCCCACCCGGCAAUCUUGGCAAUCGUCUCAUGAUCACCGACACGCUCCAUCGCUUGGUAAGCAGCUGGUCAUUACAAAUACCGUUAAUUUUUUUUUUUUUAAAUGCUUUGAUAAAGGUUUUUGUUUUUUAAGUUGCAAGGAGGUUUCUCCUAUUUUCACUCUAGUUUGACUGAGCAAUUAAACAUAUUUUAAGUUCAUGCCCUCCUUAUUUGGUGUUUUUUUCUUUUUAAUUUUCCUAAAUGCUUUUGGUCCGGAUUGGAUCCUUUGGUAGGGCCAAUCUGGCCCCCAGGUUGUAUGUUUGACAUCCCUGCCUUGGGAUCAUUGUAUACUAGCUGGAAAUCAGCGGUUCAGUAUAAAAAUCAGGACACUAUAUUAAGAUGAUCCCAGAUGGGUGCACUGUAAUAUUAGAAUAUAAUAUUUGAUGUAUUGGCUCGUAAGGAGCCUUUCACGAUUUGGUUUAAUUGGAACUUGCAUUACAACUGGAGAUCAUAAUUUAUAUUGAUGUUACAUGCAAACAACCAACAUGUUUACAUGUAACAAAAGCAACAUUUUGAUGUGUGGGAUCUUCCUCGGGUAUCAAUCGCAAGCAUCAAAAAUCUGCUUAUGUAAAGAUUCUUUAAGGAGUAAAUUAUUACUUUGAGCCAAAAAGUGUUCAGACCGUUCUUCUCCCCCCCCGUUGCACACUUGCUUUCUUUCUCUAAAAAACAUAAAGAAGACAUUUUAAU
Molecule: messenger RNA, 2266 nt
Organism: Haplochromis burtoni (Burton's mouthbrooder)
Lineage: Eukaryota; Metazoa; Chordata; Actinopteri; Cichliformes; Cichlidae
Product: phospholipid scramblase 1
Exons: 7
Coding region: 181-1095 (304 amino acids)
Biological process (GO): plasma membrane phospholipid scrambling
Cellular component (GO): plasma membrane
Molecular function (GO): phospholipid scramblase activity
Source: RefSeq, a predicted model, not a curated record